GCAAAUUGGCACAGUGCGCAACUUUACGAGGCAGUACCUCGGCGUCAAAGUGGGGACGACCUUCGCUGGAGGCCGGACUUGGUAGUUCGGGCGCCGACCGAUUCGCGAGAAACGGCCCGAAUUCGGCCCAACUGGCCGACGAGCUUCUGCAACUCGAACGUUUCUAGUUGCCGGAGAUUUGCACUUUCCUCAGGAGACGCGACUCGGUGGAUCGACAGGCCGAACGGUGUCGGCCAGCAGGUGUUAAGGGUCGCGAUUCGGCGGGCAGGGGAGCGGCGCUGGCGUCGCGCUGUCGGUUUAGGGAGGAGACGGCCGCCAUUAAUGACGAAGAGUGACACCUCGCUUAUCUGCCACUCAAACUGACAGCCGACGGCAGGAUUGAAAAUCGCCGAUUCGUCGCCCCUGACACGAGCAGAUCGAGAGGAGAAAAGCGAUCACGCGUCUGCUGCCUGGCAGUGCCAGUGAUGACUGACUUACCCGUGAUAUUGCAUCGAGAUUAGCAAAACGAUUGUGGACUGAUGCAGCAAGAUUCGGUGGUUGCCAUGGUUACGCCAGCAGGCUACGACCCUCAACCUCCUCCUUCACAAGGCAACAUGCAGAGCGGCGGGGCCAACAUCCAGGCGCCGGCCACCUCAGGGCCCGAAUUCGAUCAAGACCAGGCCAUAUUUGAGGCCGACAAACGAGCCGUGUACAAACACCCCUUGUUUCCCUUGCUGGCCCUUUUAUUUGAAAGAUGCGAGCAGGCGACACAGUCAGCCGAGAGCCCAAACUCGGAGAACUUCAACAUGGACAUCCAGGCGUUUGUGCAGCACCAGGAGCGGGACAGAAAGCCAUUUCUUGUCAAUGAUCCAGAGAUCGAUGGACUGAUGAUCAAGGCCAUACAAGUGCUAAGAAUCCACCUUUUGGAGCUGGAAAAGGUGCAGGAGCUUUGCAAAGACUUCUGCAAUCGGUAUAUCACAUGCCUGAAGGGAAAGAUGCAGAGCGAGAAUUUGCUCCGCUCGGACUACGCGUUUGACAACAACAAUCUGCCCGGCAGCACCAACAACAACAGUUCCUCGUCAGCAGGCAGCCCGCCACCUCCAAUGCUCCACAAUUACCAUCCGCAUCAUCAAAACAUGAACCUGAGCCACUACCACCAGAGCGCGGCGGCUUCUUCUUCGGCGGCUCAACUUGCCUACCAAAUGGCCACACACCCUCUGCCCUCAGUUUCACCCCCACCGAUGCACCAAGGGGCACCGCUCAUGUCUGGCUCGUCCAGUUCGUCUUCAGUGCCUGCGUCCCCGGGCAUUGUACACGGCAGCACACCUCUUUCGCAAAUUGGCGCCACGGCCUGCGCGCCGCCUUCAGACAGCUCCCUACUUCAAAAUUCUCUUUCACCUGCUCCAACCUCGCCUGGCUCGAUGGAUGAAGAAGACGACAGUUUUCUUGGCGUCGGAAGCGGAAAAAGCAAAAAACCGAAGCGAGGCGUCCUGCCCAAGCAUGCCACGUCCAUCAUGCGCUCUUGGCUCUUCCAGCACCUAGUGACCCAUCCGUUACAGCAUCCGUACCCCACUGAGGACGAAAAGAGGCAGAUCGCGGCGCAAACAAACUUGACACUGCUGCAGGUCAACAACUGGUUCAUAAACGCGCGGCGCCGGAUCCUGCAGCCAAUGUUGGACGCGUCAACGCCGACAGACACGGUCGUCUCGGGACAUAAAACCAAAAAAUCCAAGAACAGCACCGGCGGCGGCUCCAAGCAGGCUGCACAGAGAUUUUGGCCAGACUCAAUUGCCAGUUUGCAGCCGCAGCUUGGACUGAACGGAAACAUGCAAGUCUCAGAGUCGUCGGUGAUCAGCUCAACAACACCACUCAGCAGUGAUGACGAAAGCGAAGAGGACAGCGAGGAGGAGAGUGGCGACGAGGGUUCGAGCGACGACGAAUCCAAGCCGACGACCCCGGGCGGCGGCAGCAACCUGCAGCAAUGACACCCCUUCUUCCAGUGAGUGUCUGUCGCGCAUGCAAUGUUAGAUCUCGAUCGAGUGUGCCAUGGUAACGGCGCGCGCUGUAGCCAUAUCCUAACUGCCGUAGCUCAAGUCACAAAAGCAUAGCAACCUAGACGGACGGACGGACCGGAAAAUUCGGGGGGAGGGGGGUGGGUUUGAAAAUGCGGACGCUGAUUUUGUCGCCGUCAGUGCAAUUAUUUCCAACAACACAACCUGCAGUCGAAAGAAUAAGGGUUUUUUCGACAUUUUGUGCUCUUCCUAAAUAACCUGUAUACGUAAAUUCAAACUUAAAAAAAAAAUUAUACACCACGCUAUUCACAAACUAGAGUGUAGCAUUUAAAUUUGUAAUUGUGAGAAGAAGAAAAACGCAACAUGUUGAAGCGAGUCGCGCCCUUUCAAAUGUGCUGGAAGCAGUUUUGUGUCUUUAAAGUUGGUUUUUUUAAUUAAUUAAGUUGAUUUUUGUUGUCCAAAGAAGUGGAAUUUAACGUCCGUGAAAAUUUUGUAAUUUUUUUCCAGUCCAGUUAAUCCUCAUAAGUUGUUUUUUCAGUCUCUCAAGAUUAAAUUGACUUAAUUCUUCCAGCAAAAAGUAAAAAAAUCUCAUUCGACGCAUCUCUUCAACAAAUUGAACUCAAUUGACGUCUCGUCAUGGAAAAAAUAGAAAUUUACGUUCAGAGUCCUCAAAGUAUACGAUAUUUGUAAAACAAGCACGUAUGUGGCUUUGUUUUUUACCAUUUGAAAGCAACAGAAAUAGUGUUUGUUUCUGUUGAAUAGAAUUUAGUGAUAUUCAGAGAAGCCAUGAAAUAAUUUUGAUGCAGUCUUAACCAGGAGGCAAGUUCAAUUUUUUCUUUCCUUGGAAAAUUAAAAAAUAUAUAUAUUUGCAUACAAGAAGUCAGGAGUGAAAAUGUUCGAACUUGCGCCUUGAGACGCUUGGAAUUUUGGAAUGAAAAACCAGUUCCUUUUUGUGUAUACGUUUUUGUGAAAGCUCAAAUCUUGCAAAUAUUAAUUAAAAGGCAGACGAUGGAAAAUAUUGAUAUUUUUACCAGUGGGAAUCUUAUUUGGGGAUUUGAACAAAUUUGUUUGAAAAUAUUCCCAAACGUCGCGCGAGAGAAAAAUCCUGCUUGUAACUUACAAAUCGCUUGAAUAUUCUUAGAUGUAAAGAAGAGGAAACAUGAUAUGAGAAGAUUUCAAAUUGAAAAAAAGAAAAAUUGGUAUCCCUCAACAUAGUUGUUGCCGCCGCUUAUUAUUAUUAUUAUUGAUUUUAAAUUUUAUCAAUAUUCUGAUCUGCAUGAAAUUUUUAUUAAUUGUUUUUGGUUUUAAAAUAAUUCAGGUGAUAUUUUUUAGAUUUUUUCAUAGUGAGAAUUAUUUAGGAAAUUGAUUUGAAUAUCAUAGCCAUCAAACGUAAUAUUACAAAACCGUUCUCCAGAAUUUUUGUAAAUAAUUGACAUUAAAACUUAAAUGAUCUGGUCUUCCUCCGAACUGAGGAUUUCCACUUCUUAAAAUUUGAGCAUUUAUAAAUAAAAAAUACUGUGCCAACUUCCGAGCCUGAUUCCUUGAAAAGAAAAACGAGGAAAUCAAUACGAUCAAAGAGUAUACGCUGCUGAAGACAAAAUUUAAGAUUUUUCGAACCCGCGUUUUUAUGCAAAUAAUUAAAAUAUUAGCGCUUCAAUUAUUUUGCAAGGCAUGGUUCCAUGCUCAGCGUACAGACCAAAUUUGAAAAUUGUUCAUAUUUUGAUUGGCAGGCUGAAGGGUGCGAAUCGCCCUUGCAAAUAAUUUCUUCGAUUUUAAGCGUAAUUAAAAAGAAAAAAUAAAGUUUGAACAAGUCUCUUUUUCUGCAAGAAGAAAGAAAAGUAGCGGCUAAAAACUACAAAGCAAUUUCAUUGUUCUCGUGGUCAAAUCUAGUUGGUAGGUCUGUACAGUUUGCAGUAAAAAGUAAAAAUAACUCUCAUUGAUUAUCAAUAUAAAAUUGAAUAAAGCGUAGGACUGAUCAUUUUUCCAGCUUUGCAAAUACACAAAAAUUAUUAUUACAUUAUAUCGACGAAAUAUGUUUGAUUUUGCAUGGAAAACCAAGGCGCAAACAACACACGUGUGUGAAAAAUUGCUACCUCCAUAUUUUGGUGCUGCGGAUUUUCCAGUGCUCAGAGUUUGUAAUUUUUAAUUUGUUUCCUUGUCGAGGGAAAAAAUCCGCAUACUCGUCAGCAUGGAUUAUUUUGCUUUUCCACAGAUUUCUUUGCGCAUAACUAUCUGUGAUAAGUGUAUGAAAAUAAUUUUUUACAUGACAAAACAUGAUGAUUGACUACUUCUUAUAUACUGUAUACGUACUAUGCCUAACGUUCAUGUAACAAUACGAUUAUAUUAUUGUGUAUAUUGAGCGCGAUAUUAAUUACUACAUUUUUAAUUAUGUGUACAACCAAAAAUUUGAAGGAAAUAAAUCUCGAGUGUAAUUUUUGCAGCUAUAGGAAAGUUGCCGUAGCGAUCACUGAAUUUUUUUUCCGUUCGGAAGAAAUUGAGGUUUUUGAGAAUAAUCAGAAUAAUAUAAAAAAAGUCUCGUGUACAAGAGUGCAAGUUAAUGUAUUCUAUAAUUUUCUACGUUCUGUGAAUUUACUAUACAAGAGACAAACAAAACACACCAUGAAACAUUUGCUUUGUAGAGAAUAAAAAUUUAAAAUACUUGUAAGUUACAAAGUAAGAAAAACGCCUAA
Molecule: messenger RNA, 4681 nt
Organism: Neocloeon triangulifer
Lineage: Eukaryota; Metazoa; Arthropoda; Insecta; Ephemeroptera; Baetidae
Product: homeobox protein PKNOX1-like
Exons: 10
Coding region: 519-1964 (481 amino acids)
Biological process (GO): regulation of transcription by RNA polymerase II
Molecular function (GO): DNA-binding transcription factor activity, RNA polymerase II-specific; RNA polymerase II cis-regulatory region sequence-specific DNA binding
Source: RefSeq, a predicted model, not a curated record